UUUCAUCAUGAUGGAAAAUUUUAUAACUAAAAGUCAAAACAAAGAGCAGGAGUAUUUACAUCGCACAUUAUAAUGGAUCGGUAUUCACCGUAAAAUUACAUAUUAUACUGCAAAGUUAACAAAAAUUGUAAAAGAGACCUUAUUAUUGCGGUAAAUAUGGCAUCAAAACAUUUGGGUAUGAUAAAAGAAGUGGAAAGUUUUGAAGUGCUUCCGGAAGCGGUAACAUUGCCAGAUGAAAGUGAUCAAAAUGUUGAGACUGCAGUCGAAGCAAUGAUGAAAGUGUCUCCAGUACAAAUACAACAGGAAUAUUAUGAAAAUUUGGGUGAUUGCGAUUGGGUGAAAUACGAGAAAAGCAAUAGAAACUAUUUGCUUCAAAAUGUAGCAUUUGCUCUCUUUGGAGGACCGAGCACUGAAGGAGAGUUGUCUGAAGUCAUUGGAGAUCAACACGCACACCUUGAAGGAUACACCAGCAGGCAGAAAGAACAAGUUAUGAGAGUCUAUGAAAAAUUGUGUGAACAAAGUAAAUAUUCAUACAACGAUGACGACAUAGUUAUGUCUGUGCUCCUUGUGGUGUGUGCUAAACCAAAACCUCUGAAGUUUUAUGAGAUUCAACCCGCAAACUAUUGGUUGGACCUGCAUGAGAGAACCGAUAGUGACAUAUGGUGUACUGCAGUGUUCAGAGUCAGGAAAUGUAUACCUACUACUGUUGGAAUGAAAUCAUGCCGGGUUUACAUAGAUGAAAAUGCGAGAGUUUACCACGACUGGGAAUCGUAUUUAACAAACAAUACUUUGCCAAAAUGUGUUAUCAUUGUACCUGAAAAUGGAGAAUAUACUGGAACACUUCUAGAGGGAGAAGAAACAUUUGCUGUAAAGUUGACGGUAUCACCUUCACCAACAUUGGGUAUUAAGGCUCGAGUACUCAGUUCAGUAGACACGGCUAGUACAGUGGCAUCUAUCGGCGCUAUUGGAGUAAUCGGUGUAGCAGCCUUCACGCCAGUAGCCCCCGUAGUACUCGCCGGCGCCGCAGUAGCUACUGUCGCCACUGGCGUUUAUGGUCUCGUGCGCUCUUCCCUACAUCUUCGUGAUAGAAGCGCUCAUGAACAAACAAUAAGUCCUACGGACGCGGAGGCGCGCGGUAGUUGGUUAAAUAUAGCCGCGUCGAGCGUUGGCCUGGCCGCGGGCGCCGCCAGCUCUCUGCUGUCACGCUCCGCCGCCGCCGGGACUAAUAUGACUAAGACGGGACAAGCGCUGGCCGUAUCAGUAGAAGUACUGCGUCAUGCGAACAUAGUUACGGGUGGUGCUGGAGUUGUCAACAGCUUGCUGCAUAUAGUACUGAAGUAUCGCAAGCACGGAGAGAAACCGACGAAGCUGGAGCUCUUCCAAUUCGCGUCUGCAACGUUAUUCUUCUGUCACGCUGUGGUUUCUAACCGUACAGCUCAAAGUAUCAUUGAAGAUGCCCAGGCGAAAACUAUCAACGAAUACCGAGCCACGCUUAGGAGUAAUAGGCACAGGAAAAUGUUCGACAAAAUCAGCGCUGAAUCUAGAAGAAUACAAGGCGCCGUACAAGGCAACACAGAAGUCAUUAAAGGCAUUCAGAACAUCUUCGACAAAGACCAGUACUUCGCUGACGUACUCAGAAUUAACAAAGAUGUCAACCAACACAAGCUUAGAAUAUCCAUGACAUCGGAUGGCCAAGUCAACUUGAACUCUCAACACAAAUUCAAUCCUUCGGAGUUGUACAAUCUAGGUAAGGAAGGUAGGGCUCAACUGUUCAGUUCUCUGGGACCUGCUUCAUUGACUACCAAUAAUGUGCCGACACGUGUAGUUCCAUCGACUAACGCAGUCACGGGCUACGUUGAAGGCGAAGAAGAAGGCACUUUAGUUGGCAUCCACCCUGGAGAAAUACUAAGAAUCGGUUCUCUCCUUGUUCGAGUUAGUGCUUCAGGCGCCGAGAAUGUGGCUCUCAUGCUAGAAAACCUCAGUCAAGAUGUCUACGCCAACCUCAUGACAAUAUCAUUCAAUGUCUUAUCCAAACUCGUCCCAGAAGACAUCGCCAGACUUAGACUACUGAGCCCUGAAGAGGACUUGAUAGUCCAAAUUGUUAAAUUCGUAUUUAAUUAUAUGAAACACCAAAGACCCCUCGGUGACCCGAGCAGAGACAACGACAAUGGUAUUGUUAUAGUUUUAAAAGAAUUCUUCCAAGAGGGCGUUGUGCGCCAAGAAACAAUAUUGUAUUUGAAAGAUCGUCUGCUCGGCUGGGUCGACAGUGAAAUGGAUCGAAGGUCAUUGGAAUUUCCGAAUAAAAAGUCAAUAGUUUGUGAAACUUGUAGGGGUAUCAGGUAUAUAUAGACAUAUUCUUAGUUCUACAUAAAUUCACGUUUAUCAUCGAUUAUUGGUUUGUCAACACUAUGACUAGUAAAGUUUAAUCUACAGCACGGGUGCUUGGUUAACCUCAAUAAUGUAGGGAAAGUGUUUCACAGGAUACAACUGUGAAAUCUAUUUCUUUUUCGUCUCACGGCAAAACUACUUACCAUGAAAACUACUAUCGAUGCAUAAAUGAAAAAGUAAAAAAUUUAAAACGUCAUAUCUUUUUAAUUUCAAAAAGUAUUCAUCGAUUUAUGCACAUGAGACACUAGAUGUAAGGUGGGCAGUGGGCACUAUUUGUAUCGCAGAUGCCACCCGACGAGAAAUACCUCUUUGAGAAUUACAUGGCGUAAUGUUUUGAUAACAUACUAUGAUUCGUAACUUCGUAAGCGCUUUCGAAGUUUGCUUUUUGCAAUGGAUCCAGUUAUUUUUUGUUUUAAACAUUUGAUUUCUUUGUAAAGCCAUUUUAUUACUGAGACAGAGCCAUUUUACUUCGGGACGAAAUCCAUAUAAAUUCCACGGUGUAUUUAUAUGCAGUAGACAAUGCACUGGGCGUAGCCAGUA
This is a messenger RNA of Spodoptera litura, 2928 nucleotides long. RefSeq lists its product as uncharacterized. NCBI's taxonomy places the organism in Eukaryota, Metazoa, Arthropoda, Insecta, Lepidoptera, Noctuidae. The record is from RefSeq and is a predicted model, not a curated record.